This is a messenger RNA of Nanorana parkeri, 1891 nucleotides long. RefSeq names its product phosphoglucomutase 1 (gene PGM1). Gene Ontology annotation, cellular component: cytosol. Gene Ontology annotation, molecular function: phosphoglucomutase activity; magnesium ion binding. The transcript is spliced from 12 exons. Gene Ontology annotation, biological process: carbohydrate metabolic process. NCBI's taxonomy places the organism in Eukaryota, Metazoa, Chordata, Amphibia, Anura, Dicroglossidae. The coding region runs from base 27 to 1730 and encodes 567 amino acids. The record is from RefSeq and is a predicted model, not a curated record.
UCUGUCCUCCGGAUCUGCGGACGAUCAUGGCAAUGAAGAUCCAAAGUGUGAAGACCAAGCCGUACCAGGACCAGAAGCCGGGCACCAGCGGGCUCAGGAAACGGGUCACCGUCUUCCAGCAGAACCCCAACUACGCCGAGAACUUCAUCCAGAGCAUCAUCUCAUGCACGGAGCCCGGGGACAGACUGGACGGGGUGCUGGUGGUCGGCGGCGACGGCCGAUUCUGGGUGCUAUAUUUUAAUAAGCUCGCCGUCGAGACAAUUGUUCAAAUGGCUGCCGCAAACGGGAUUGGCCGGCUAGUCAUCGGACAGAACGGCAUCCUCUCCACCCCGGCCGUGUCCUGCAUCAUCCGUAAGAUCAAAGCCAUCGGCGGCAUAAUCCUAACCGCCAGCCACAACCCCGGCGGUCCCAAUGGAGACUUUGGAAUUAAAUUCAACACUUCAAAUGGAGGGCCGGCACCCGAAGCCAUCACAGACAAGAUCUUUCAGCUCAGCAAAACCAUCGAGGAAUACGCCAUCUGCCCGGACCUGAAAGUGGACUUAUCGACCAUUGGCAGACAACAAUUCGAUCUGGAGAACAAGUUCAAGCCAUUUACCGUUGAGAUUGUGGAUGCGGUAGAGGCCUACGGCAACAUGCUGAGAAAUAUCUUUGACUUCAGUGCCUUAAAGGAACUGCUUUCAGGACCCAAUAGGCUAAAAAUCCGACUUGACGCCAUGCACGGAGUUGUUGGGCCGUAUGUGAAGAAGAUCGUGUGCGAGGAGCUGGGCGCCCCGGCAAACUCUGCUAUAAAUUGCAUCCCCCUGGAGGAUUUUGGGGGUCACCACCCUGACCCGAACUUGACCUAUGCAUCGGAGCUGGUGGACACGAUGAAGACGGGAGAGCACGACUUUGGGGCGGCAUUCGAUGGGGAUGGGGACCGCAACAUGGUUCUUGGGAAGAAUGGAUUUUUCGUCAAUCCUUCGGACUCCGUGGCUGUAAUCGCAGCCAAUAUUUUCAGCAUCCCCUACUUCCAGCAGACGGGUGUGCGAGGGCUGGCGAGGAGCAUGCCGACCAGUGGAGCUCUGGACCGGGUGGCAAAAGCUACAAAGAUCACCUUAUACGAGACGCCGACCGGGUGGAAAUUCUUCGGGAACUUGAUGGACGCCAAUAAGCUGUCGCUGUGUGGCGAGGAGAGCUUUGGAACAGGAUCUGAUCACAUCCGGGAAAAAGAUGGCCUCUGGGCUGUCCUGGCCUGGUUAUCGAUCAUUGCUACCCGCAAACAGAGCGUAGAAGACAUCCUGAAAGACCAUUGGCAGAAAUUCGGGAGAAAUUUCUUCACCAGGUACGACUACGAGGAGGUCGACUCCGAAGGCGCCAACAAGAUGAUGAAAGACCUGGAAGCCGUCAUGUUCGACCGUUCCUUUAUCGGGCAGAAGUUGGCGGUUGGAGACAAAGUUUACACUGUUGAAAAAGCUGACAACUUUGAAUACAGCGAUCCGGUUGAUGGAAGCAUUUCAAGGAACCAGGGAUUAAGGCUCAUCUUCACCGAUGGCUCCCGUAUCAUCUUCCGACUCAGUGGUACCGGCAGUGCCGGAGCAACUAUCAGGUUAUAUAUAGACAGCUACGAAAAGGAUGCCCCCAAAAUAUACCAGGAUCCUCAGGUAAUGCUGGCCCCUCUGGUUACCAUAGCACUUAAACUGUCCAAGCUGGAAGAGAGGACGGGCCGCACAGCCCCAACGGUCAUCACAUAAGCGGACAAGGCUUCAUCGCAACUGAAACAUGGAUUAUUGUUCACCUGUCCACCUCGUCUGCCCCUCCCCCUCCCUCCUGUCCUGUCUGUCAAUGUAGUUCGUCACUCAGCAAUGUAUGUGAACUGGAGAUAGAAGCUGAAGAAAGUAAAUUUAUUUGGAAA